ACCUUUUGAUUACAGGAUUUAACUUACUGGAUAGUCGACAUGGUGCAGUAACAUGGUUAAGCAGGAUGUCAAUGAAAAUUGUCUUUGAUUUACCUAAGUCCAUCUAUAAUGUUAUUCAAUUAUACGUGUUGAUGGGCACGGAACGACUCUACGCCUCUCGAUUAUUUGUUAGAAGUUCCGUUGUAUAGAUAAAUCAUGAGAUAAAUGAUAAGUGGCGCCAUUUAAAGGACACCAUAAUGGUGACGUCACAAGGAAGACAGAAUGCAAACAACCAAUACAAACAACCAUGAAGCAUCAGCAUUCAGCAUCAAUGAACAUCCUUCUUUCAUUUUCAGUAAAUGGUUAAUGGUUUUCAAACGAAAAUUGCAGCUCGUACUCAUCAUUCUCCUCUCUCAAUUUACGAGUCUAGUGGGCUUGUAUACUUAGUAUUUGUGCUCAAAAAAGAUGUCGAAAUAUCUAGUGCCUUUAUUGCUGUUCUUGAUAAUUUUGUUUUGCUUCACUAAUUCAUCUUUAUGUGAUAAUGUUGGUGAUGAAUGCCCUCAAAUGGAUAGGGAAUGUUUGCUGAAAUAUUAUGAGAAUUUAAUUUUGCCAAGACGUGACCCUGGUGAGGUUGGAAAAAUCACCAGUUUAACACUUGAGAAUGGAGAAGUUCGCAAAAUGAAGACUUUGAGUAUAAAACCUCCCAUAUUUGAAAUUCCAAACUACCUUUCCGAGGCAGAAUGUGAUGAUAUAAUAGAAAUAGCCAAGAACCAGGGCUUAGAGACAUCUGUGACUUUCAAUGAAGAUACAAUUGAAGAAAUACCUGAGAAUAAAGUGGAUGAUCAUGAUCUUUUUGUCUAUUAUGAUUAUAAUAAUGAUGAGCAUUUAGAUGUGAAAGAGGUUUUUAAUCUUUUAGAUACAGAAAUGGACUUUUCUCCUGACAGGGAAGAUAUCAUAGACAUGUUUGAGAAACUUCAAUUGGAUGAAAAUAGCGACCUUCUUAUUAGUAUGGAAGAAUUUCGGAAAAGAAAUUUGCAAAAUAUUUUUCAAUAUGUGUCUGAAAUCAAAGAACGCAAACCUUAUACGAAAAGUCGAAAUAGCAAUCAAACAUGGUUAGAUACAGAUGAUGACAGUGUCAAGACUUUGCAGUCUUUACGAUUAAGACUGCUAAAGUUGACCCAACUUCCGAUGGUACUGUUGAACACUAGUGAGAGUCUUCAGGUUGUAAAAUAUGAUCCUAAAGGACAUUACAACUGUCAUUUGGAUAGCGAUGAUAUUAGUGAUGAGGCACCAUGCUGUCAUGUUCGUGAUGUUGAAAAUUGCCGAAUUUGUAGAUAUUUGACCGUUUUGUAUUUCUUGAAUGAUGUUGAAGAAGGUGGUGAAACGGCUUUUCCUAUCGCUGAUAAUAUUACUUAUGACGACGAGGUAUGGUCUAAAGACGUUAAACGAAUCUGUAAUGUCGGUCGUAAUUGUCACGAAUCAAAUAUUCGUGUUAAACCCGAGAAAGGGAAGGCUAUCAUGUGGUACAGUCACGUGAUUGACGAGGAUACUCAUUGGCUUGGUGAAACCGAUCCAUUCAGUGUUCAUGGAGGAUGUGAUGUGAAAAAAGGAACAAAAUGGAUAGCGAACAACUGGAUUUCAUUGAGCGAGAAUCGAUCUGAUGAUAUCAAAAAAUGGAUUGAUCAUCUUCAAAACUCUUUUGAUGGAAAGAUCACCCUAAGCUCAAGGGACGAAGGUGAUAAUACAAGGCUUGAUAGACUUGAUGCAGAAAAUAGAGAGAAAGAGGAAGGUAUCGAUGCAAUUUUUGAAAUCAUUGAACGUAAAGAUACGUCAAACAUCGAUACAAAAAAUGAGUUAUGAAUCAACGAUUAGCUGUUUUUCUGAGGUUAGCACCUCAACCUCAAGUAAGAAACUGGUGUAAUAAAUUCUAUAAUGAGUCUUGAUGUAUUUUAAAACAGUUCUGUAAAUAUAAGCUGUAUAUGUUCAUUUAGAUAAUAAGUUGGUCUAUUAUUUGUAUCGUCUUCCUUUGUAUCGUAAUUCCUUUCUUCCAUAUCUAGUUUGGCUGAGAAAGUAUUCCUAAUUCAAGUAUUUAGAAAAAUAUAUUUUACUUUUACAAGAAUUUAAUUUAAGCAGUGCAUGUGAAAUACACACGAAGGACCAAUUCAUCUGUUAAAA
Messenger RNA from Xenia sp. Carnegie-2017, 2154 nucleotides. RefSeq names its product transmembrane prolyl 4-hydroxylase-like. The transcript is spliced from 11 exons. Gene Ontology annotation, biological process: peptidyl-proline hydroxylation to 4-hydroxy-L-proline. Lineage: Eukaryota; Metazoa; Cnidaria; Anthozoa; Malacalcyonacea; Xeniidae. The record is from RefSeq and is a predicted model, not a curated record. The coding region runs from base 445 to 1839 and encodes 464 amino acids. Gene Ontology annotation, molecular function: iron ion binding; L-ascorbic acid binding; procollagen-proline 4-dioxygenase activity. Gene Ontology annotation, cellular component: endoplasmic reticulum.